AUUAUAUACAUAUGCUAAGGUUAUUCUUGAACCUUGGGUUUGUAACAACAAUGGAGAGGCUAAGAGCAUCCGCAAUGGGAAUCCUUAAGGGGGAGUCCUUAGAAAAAAAAUAAUUAAAUAAUCAGUGGACCCUACCAAAAGUUAAUGAUUCAUUCCUUAAAAUUCUUAGAUAAGGAUUUUUUCUUAGUGAAUCCUUGCACUAUUUGCGGGUCCCGACGAUAUGUGGCGACCCGCGAUUGGUUGAUAUUUAUUUUUUUUAUCUAAAAAAGAAAAAAAUAAUAAUAAUAUUAAAAAAAUCAAAAUACACUUUUUCUAAGGACUUCUUUUGAGUAACACCAUUGCGGGUGCUCUAAGGAAGGUUAUUUUUGGGCUUGCGACAACAAUGGAGAAGCUAAGUAAGGUUAUCCUUGGGGGACGGGUGAGGUGUAACAACAAUGUAAUAUUAACUUCACGCAAGCCAUUGUUUGGGUUGCUUGGUGUUAAUCUUUGUAGGUUUUUUGGGGUUUUUUAAAAAAAUUUGCGGUUCCUUAAACUUGAUAAGCUGAAAAGCAUCUUGGUUUCAAUGUUCUAUAACUUGUAACUGGAUUUUUAUUAUUUUUUUAAUGAUAUUUACCCUUUAGCGAAAAAAAAAAACAAUGGAGAGUAUAUAGCCUAGUAGCUUAUCAUAUAUCUAAAAUUUAUAAAUUUAAUUUUCUUAUUUGAUUGGAUUUGUGCUGGCUGAGUACCUGAGUGUCCAUUUUUAUUAAUAUCUGAACGAUUAGCUUUAUGGAGUGCAAAAAUCACAAAAUAAAGAUAUGAAUAAAAAGUGAAUGACAUAUGAUUUAUUUUUUGAGGAUGUCUGCUAGACACGGCUACCUGCUUAGACUAUCACUUUCUUACAAGUUAACGACAUUAACAUUUCAGGUAGUUUUCUUUUUAGCCAUUUUGUUUAGGUAGGAAAAAAUUAACGUUAUUUGGUAGUCUAUCACUUUCUUACAAGCUAAUUUAGAAACUACACAUUUUUUUUUCAAAACUCUCUCACACAAGUAAAUUUUUGUUUAAAAAAAAAUAAUUUACACAAUUUUAUUUUUUUGAAAAUCUUGGUGUGAUCCCAAAAGCUUUCUAGAUCCAAAAACUAUCACUAAAAGGCCCAUAAAAAUCCAGAUUUUCUUGCCAUGGCGAAAACUCCAACGGGAACUAUUUUACCACUAGACUUUUUUUUGUCAUCUCCACUAGGCUAAUUUACACAAUUAUUGGGUGUAAUGCCGGCCCUCAGUUGUAGAAGAAUAGAAAAAGUGAAAAUGGCAAAAAUCGUGGACCUCAUGGUUCUAACUCAGGAUCUUUAACUUUUAACCGUGUCACUUAUAUCAUUAGAAUAAAAAACUUUUUAAAACGGUUGAAAAUAAUUUAUAAUAAUAAGAGUUGAAACCCCAUGUUUCUUCUAUUUCUUUCCCCAAAGACCAGACCGGAGUGUAGACCUUAUAUGCAAAUUGUGUACGUAUAGAGAAGCGAAUAAAAGAGCAUUAUAUCUUCAUUGUUCAAAGUGUCACAAAGUAUGGUCUAAUGCAAUCCUAUGUUGCAACAAGUCAUCCGGAAUGGCUGUUUGAAUUUUUUUGUCAAUGAAAUUCGUGGCCUCUGUUUUUUUUGGUCUGUGGGAUGGCAUUAUGCUUAUUUGUCCUUAGUAGAUAAUAAUCUUAAAAGGUGUUCUUAAUUUACUUCAGUGGAUCUCCAAAAAUGGGUACUUAACAUGUACUCUUGUAGAUUCGACCUGAUUCUUUAAAUAAUACUAUUAAUUUAUGUCUUUAGUUUGUUAAAUGUUUAUAUGUAGUAAAUUAUGUUUUCUGACUUGUUUCGAUAUGCAGGACGAAAAGAACUUCUUAUAAAUAGAAAGUUAUAUUUAAGAAGAUUUCCUUAAAAAGUAUUACAAAUGUAUUGAAAGUAGCAUCGUUUUGUUGUAGUUAAAUUAGUAUUUGUUCUAUUCUAAAAUAUGUAUGAUGUUUAGACAAAAUGUACAACUAUUAAAAUAUAAAAUUAAAAUUAUUUAAUUAAUUACAAAAUAGUUAAUAAAAUAUUAUUGAUUGCAUGUUUUCUAAUAAAAUUACUUUUAAACAUCAAAAACUAUCUUAAAACCUUUCGAAACAUUUUACAUUUUAUAACUUAGGGAGUAUUAUCUAAUCAAAGAAAAGGUAGUAUAGGUACAAAAAGGUAGUAAUAUAUUUCGGCUACAUUACGUAUAUACACUAGAUUUCGUAAUCCACUUUUGUAAAGGUAUCCGUAUAUCGUAGAUCUCUGUGUUGUCGUCUUCUUUCUAUUAAGCUUUUACUAUAUUUUUAUUAUUCACCUUUUUCUUCUUCUUCUUCUUCUUUGUUGUUGUUUAUUUUUUAUUUCUUGAGUUUAUUUUGGUUACAAAUGCGUUAUUCUUGUUGGACUCCGGAGCAAAUACAACGACAAAGGAAAGAAAUUUAUAUUUUCGGGUAGUAUAUAAAGAUAUUCUUAUUACCAAAAAAGAAAAAGAAAAGUCAAAUUAAUUAGUUUUGGUGUCAUUAUUAUUUAUUUUGUUGUCAAGUGAGGUCAUUAUUAUUAAUUUAUAUCUAAUGACUCAUACACUCAGACUCUACGACCUUUCCAUAAACUCCAUUGACUUUUUUUCUAAUUUUCUUCUGACCAUCGUUUCAUUUUCAUUUUACUUCGCUUUAUCUUCUCUUUCUCAUGUUUAAACACUAAGCUGUUUUUCUCCGCCCGAGUUUCGACGUCUUGAUAAUAUAUCACUUCCAUACAAGUAAGCUCGUUGAGGUGUGUUCAAAUGGCUGAUCUUAAAGAGGGGAAGCCAGUCUCCUCAUCUUCAUCAUCCCCAUCAUCAUCUUUGUCACUAUCAACAAUGCAAAUAGAUGUAGAAAUGUGGAAGAUUGCUGAGGAAAGGGCUCAGGAGAUACUAAACACCAUCCAACCAAUCUGUGUUGCCGACAGAAGUAGGAAUGAGAUAUUCGCUUAUGUCCAAACCCUUGUCAGGAAUCGUCUUGGAACUGAGGUCUUUAAUUUUGGUUCAGUGCCAUUAAAAACCUAUCUCCCAGAUGGAGAUAUUGAUCUGACAGUCCUAACUCCUCAAGAUAAGGAGGAGGACUUUGCUAAAGCAUUGCUCAGUAUUCUUGAAGCUGAAAGCGGAGAAUCUAACUUCCAUGUUACUGAUGUUCAGUAUGUCCCAGCACAGGUCAAGGUGAUAAAGUGCAAAAUCAAGAACAUUGCUGUAGAUAUCUCCUUUAAUCAAAUGGGAGGACUAUCUGCUUUAUGUUUUCUGGAGCAGGCUGACCAAAUUUUUGGGAGAGACCACCUGUUCAAACGUAGCAUCAUUUUGAUCAAGGCUUGGUGCUAUUAUGAGAGCCGUAUACUCGGUGCCAACACUGGAUUGAUUUCAACAUAUGCAUUGGCAGUACUAGUCUUGCAUAUUAUCAACAUAGGUUAUCCAUCACUGUCUGGCCCUUUAGCGGUACUGUUUAAGUUCUUGGAUUACUAUGCAUCAUUUGAUUGGGGUAAGAACUGUGUCACGGUCCAUGGUCCUGUCCUGAUAUCUUCUCUUCCAGAUAUGACACAAACCGAGAAUCAUGAAGUUGUCUUGAACGAGAAGUUCGUUAGAGAAUGCAUGGAGUCAUAUUCGUUUUCAACUAAAGCAGUUGAAGCAAACGGCCGUCAUUUUCCUGUGAGGUAUUUCAACAUAGUGGAUCCUUUGAAACACAGUAACAACCUUGGCCGUAGUGUGACAAAAGGCAAUGUGCAACGUUUAAAACAUGCUUUUACUCUAGGAGCUAAGAAGCUCAAAGAUGUGCUUACACUGCCUAGAGAAACCAUGGGCUGGAAACUUGAGAAUUUCUUUGGUAAUUCACUGGAGAGAAACGGUAAGGGACAAAGACUAGACGUGGAUGAACCUAUCACGGCUUUUGGCACUGGAAGAUCAGAAGUAUCUGAGCUCAGAGGAGAUUGUGAAAGAUACUUCCAGAGUCUUGUAUAUGGGAAGUGGUUUCAUGGUGAGCCUAAGUUAUGGAUCCCUCAGGGUCAGGACACAAGUUCUUGGGACACUGUGAAUGGCCAAGAGAAUAAUUUCUAUUGGAGGAAUGUGAAUGGAGCAAUCUCGUUGCAGAACAUGGGAAGAUCCAGAGGAACAGGCACUUUCAUUCCUAAAAUGGGACAACAAUCUUAUACAGACAGGUUCGGUAGCCAACCGAGGACAGUGAAGUCAUUGCCUUCAGGGUCUCAGUCUUAACUUUUUAAACAGAAUAUUUAAAUUGAUGUCUUGCCUAAUAACUUAUGUUUAAACAAUGACAAAAAUUUAUUUUUGCAAUGGUUGCUAAACAUGAAUUUCAAGAGGUUGAAGCAGAUGCUUCUUUUCAGGAUUGUA
Molecule: messenger RNA, 4369 nt
Organism: Brassica rapa (field mustard)
Lineage: Eukaryota; Viridiplantae; Streptophyta; Magnoliopsida; Brassicales; Brassicaceae
Source: RefSeq, a predicted model, not a curated record